Messenger RNA from Suillus clintonianus, 1258 nucleotides. RefSeq lists its product as uncharacterized. The record is from RefSeq and is a predicted model, not a curated record. NCBI's taxonomy places the organism in Eukaryota, Fungi, Basidiomycota, Agaricomycetes, Boletales, Suillaceae. Bases 181 to 1173 code for a protein of 330 amino acids. The transcript has 4 exons.
CGGGCACUCGAAACAGAUUUGUUUACAUUUGCUCGGUCUGCAGCGAUAUCUUCUGGAAGGAGACCUUUGAAUUUUUCUGUUGGCUGGUGUUCUCGUUCGCCACAAUUCCUUUGCCCUUAUUUAAGGCCAACAUCGCAGGUACAGAUGUUCCAUCUUCUUACCCAUUGCUGACUCCCCCGCAUGGUUGUUUACUCGGCGCCACACGACGAGGUCGCAGUAUCGGAAAGUGCAUACCAUCACAAUUAUCAGGAUACAAUGCCAAGCCUUCAGUUAGUCUCACUGCCAAUGCAGUAUCCACAUUACUACACUCCCUACGCACCUCAAUUCUCGUCCGGCACAGAUGGACCCUCCAGCUCCGAGUCCUACAAUGAGCCAUCCUCCCGCCGUGAAGAAUUCGCCCAUAAUUUGGAGGCGUAUCAUGGCUCGUCAUCAUCCCGUUCACUGCCAAUGCAUUAUCCUCAUGACUACGCUCCCUACCCACCUCAAUUCUCGUCCGGUACAGAUGGACCCUCCAGCUCCUACCAUGAGCCAUCCUCCCGCCGCGAAGUGUCCUCAUACCAUGAACCAUCAUCCUACUCUGGAUCAUUCACCCAUAAUUCGGAGGCGUAUCAUGGCUCGUGGCCACAAUGGCAUGGCUCCGCCAUUGGUGAUCCGCAACCACCCGGUCCUAGUGUUCCAGAAUACCCAGUCCCAUCAAUGACACCUCUACCCCCGGCUACAGCAUUUUCACAGCCCUAUAUGAAUCACAGAGGUGACAUAGGUUAUCGUUCAUAUCAGCCAACAUCCUCCCAGCCACGUCAAGAUCUCCCCCGCCAUAAUUCACGUUCUCGCCAGAGUUCCCAGUCCCGGCGUCAUCAGCGUCAUUAUGGAUCUCAUACCCAGGAAACCCGUUACUCGCCAUCAACUGAAUUCUCUUGCGCUUGGAUUGUCGGAGACAAUACCACCUGCAAUUUUCAAGGUCCUUUGAAUGAAUUCAAGGCGCAUUUCAGGCGCUAUCAUUUGACAGGGCCGCAAGAUUCAGCAACUGAAUGUCAUUGGCAAGGUUGCAUGUAUCACGGACGUGGCAAUCCAAACAUGACACUCAUGCGGCGCGAUAGUGCAUGGCGUCACGUUCGAGAGACACAUCUGGGGAUCAGGAGGGUGAUCAGGAGGGUGAUCAGGAGGGAGAUCUGAUGAGGAGAAGCUGGUUUGUAUAUCUUUGUAUUAUUUAACCCUCCCUAUCAUCCUCUUGGUGCAGCUACCAUCGCUGUCAUCCGUU